UAUAAAAGGAACUGACAAACAAAAACAAAACGAUCAGUGUUAUAAUCAUGUGGAAUAUUCAUUAAAGCUCUUAAGCUCAGUCUGUGAACGGUUUGCGAUCGUGAGGACAACAUUAGUAUUAAUUCUCUUUAGAAAACGUACAAGACAAUAAAAACGGCAACAGACAUAGUUUUAUUACAAUACUCAUGCAUUAAAUAGUUAUGCGAAUACAUAUAUUCGUUGCUUGUAGAUGCAGAAACGGGAAUGUCGUCCAACUCCAAUGACAUCAUGACCUUGUUGGCGAACCUCAGUGUGGGAAACAAUGCCAAUCUUUCCAUGCCGGGAAACUCGUCAGAGAGCAUACUAAAGGAUCCCUUGAUAUCACUGAUUGUCCCGGUUAUUAUAUUCGCUUUAGGUGUGUUCGGAAAUAUCCUCGCGAUCAUCGUGCUACUGCGUUCAUCUCGUGAACACAAGCAGUCCGUGUUUUAUCGUCUGGUCGGAGCGUUGGCAUGCACGGAUUUGUUUGGUACGUGUUCAACGGCACCAGUGAUAUUAGCAGUGUACGCAAAUAACCUGGAAUGGGUCGGCGGAAAAUUUACUUGCCACUACGAAUCUUUCGUGCUUAUAUUCGCAGGAUAUUCCACAGUAUUUAUAGUUGGAACAAUGGCGGUGGACCGCUUUUUGGCAAUCAUGUGUCCGUUCUUUUACGACAAUCAUAUUACAAAAAGCCGCGCAUCAUUUGGGCUAGUUUGCUUAUGGAUAUUUGCGGCAGUGCUCGGCUUUUUACCAAUCUUGGGCCUAGGUGAGAAUGUAAAACACUAUCCUGGAACAUGGUGUUUUUUCACCUUCAACAGUUCAGACAUUAAAAACCAGAUAUUCGCCUAUUCCUAUGCGUCCAUUGGCUUGGCGGUUGUCUUCGUAACCGCGAUUUUCAACUUCCUUGUGACGUACACGCUCCUGCAGUUACGACGUAAGACGGUGCGCUCUAACAACAUAAGCAUCAAGAAGAUCAACGACAGCGAGCUGCAGAUGAUGGUACUUCUGAUGGGCAUCAUCGUCAUUUUUUCAACUUGCUGGUGUCCCUUCCUGAUCCGGAUUCUCAUCAACCAAUCCAACUUCGGGCUGUGGACGUUCGAGCGGACAUGCACGCACUGCGACUGGCAAUUUGCAAUCAGAUCAUCGACCCUUGGGUCUACAUCCUGUUUCGCAAGGAGUUCUUUAUUCGAUCCUUCAAAUUCCUUAAGGCACUCGUUCAGUCCGUUUGCAAACGCAAGCCCUUGACUAAUGAUGUUACUCAUGGCGUACAGCAGGCGAGCUUCUCAACAAAUCUGUUUAAACCAGAUAAUGAAAACUGCACCUCUGCAAUAAAAUUGACAAAAUUAAGUUCAUUGGCAGACGAGCGACAUUAAGCUCCAUUUGCACGCACAGCUCAGCAUAGGUGAUCUUCAUAAUUUCAAGUCGAGACAAACGUCGUGCGGAACCGUACUGCACCUCAAGCAUUCUGCUGCGUCUGUUGUACCUCUACAAUCAUCGUGAAACAUAACAUGUUGGUGUUUCAAAGACAAACAAAGUUUUAGAACAUACCAGGAGAGAUGGAGCUGACAGUAGGUUCCGAUGGGACUGAAAUCUUCUGCACUUGCCCAGACACAUGUUGAUUCGGGAAGAACACGCGUCGCAGGAGAUAUGUGAAUGCAGCUAGAAGAACACGCAAGCAAGCUUAUAAUGAAAACAACAAUGUUAUUAGCGGAGGACUUUAGAUGGUAGAAGUUCCGUGUAAAAAUGUAGGAUCGUUUUUGUACUUUGGCUGGCAACCAACAUGUUUAACCAUGUUACAUGUGAACAUAUUCACCGUCAGUUUUGGCAAAAAUUUGAUAUACCUCGCGAAAUAUUGGUUUUGUUUCUCGCUGUGUUCAUGUUUGUUUGAUUGAACUUGUUUUCUGUCAUUGCUAGAAAAUGUACGUAUUAGUUUCCGAACGACUAUUAUUUUUCACCCUAAUGAAAAACUUUGUUUAAACAUAUUUUAUUUCAAGAACAAUCAUAUUAUAUACAAAGUAUGCAUACAUAGUUACAAUUGAUUUACAUGUUCUGAAAAUGGAUAAGAACGAAAGACCAAGUCUUGUAUAGUUCUUCUCCGUACAUAUUGUUUGCAGGAUUGUAACUUUACGAUUCAGUGGGUGGUUAUAAUGUUUAGUAAACAUACAAUAAGACCUUUUAAACAAAAGAAGGAAACUUGUAAUAUAGAAGGAAAAAUAAAAAUAAAGGAAA
Messenger RNA from Dreissena polymorpha, 2244 nucleotides. Its product is annotated as prostaglandin E2 receptor EP4 subtype-like. The record is from RefSeq and is a predicted model, not a curated record. Lineage: Eukaryota; Metazoa; Mollusca; Bivalvia; Myida; Dreissenidae. Gene Ontology annotation, biological process: inflammatory response; adenylate cyclase-activating G protein-coupled receptor signaling pathway; positive regulation of cytosolic calcium ion concentration. Gene Ontology annotation, molecular function: G protein-coupled receptor activity. Bases 244 to 1260 code for a protein of 338 amino acids. The transcript is spliced from 2 exons. Gene Ontology annotation, cellular component: plasma membrane.